AUGCCCGGUCCAAGUGAUAAAUUCAAGCUAUCUCAAACACUGACUUAUUACAUGGACCACGGGCCGUCGAGCAUUAUUGAUAAUGAUGCGCCAUUCCUCCUACGUUUCCUGCGCACCAAGAAAUUCAGCGUUCCUCUCGCAUGCGAGAUGCUCGAAAGGUAUCUCACCAUCCGCAGACUCUACCCCCAAUGGUUCCAAAACCUCGACAGCGAAGACAAGGAUCUGGCCGACAUCAUCAACGCCGGCUAUCUUGUUCCUCUCUUGGACAGGGAUCAAGGAAGGAUGGUGCUUUUCAGCUGCGCAGGCAACUUCGACCCCCACAAGUACACUUCUGCGCACAUGGUGAAGAUUCACAGCUUGGUUACUGAGGCUCUGAUGGACGACGAGAUCAACCAGAUCAACGGGUACACGUACGUCAACGACGAAAGUGGGUUUACGAUGUCGCACAUUUCUCUGUGGUCGUUGACCGAUGUCAGGAAUAUCCUCAGAUGUAUUCAG
Messenger RNA from Leptinotarsa decemlineata (Colorado potato beetle), 498 nucleotides. Its product is annotated as retinaldehyde-binding protein 1. Gene Ontology annotation, cellular component: membrane. NCBI's taxonomy places the organism in Eukaryota, Metazoa, Arthropoda, Insecta, Coleoptera, Chrysomelidae. Gene Ontology annotation, molecular function: phosphatidylinositol bisphosphate binding. The record is from RefSeq and is a predicted model, not a curated record.